UGAAGAUCCUCUUCGUCUUCCUCAAAGAGGACAAGAAAGGCAUCAAUCUUCAAGUACGAGGAAACAAGAGGCCGCCGGAGACCACGUGGAGGCGAAUGCAAGAGGGGGCCUUCGACAACUACGAGUUGGCUCAUAUGCGCAUCAAAUGGCUUCAGAGCAUGACCACUCGGUGUGGCAUGCUGACGAUAAUAUUCUCGAUGAAGAUGCAAGAGAUUGCAGAGGACCUUCCUGUUCUUGUGAAGUUGUGUAUGAACAACGCUGUGCUCGUUUCCAGCGGUUAAUGAAGAGAGAUAUAGACAACGAUGGAGUUGUGGUUAACGGUUUUGGCACUAUUUACGAAAAUUCAUCCAGAAACUGUUCUCAACAUCAACAUGAACAGCAUGGAGACGACUACCCUUGUACAAAACUCCGAACAACCAAAACACUACAAAACUACUUUACAUCUCCAGUUAGCGACAACGACCAACAAGAACAACGAUCUCCUCCUGACUUCGAUGAAGAUGGAGAGUCUCCUUCUUCCCAACAUCAAACUUCGCUGCGACUCGGCGCCGGUGCUGACUUCUACACACGCCAAUUGAAAAGACUGAUUGACAUUGGAGAACAUACGGAAGAGUACCCAGUCGAUUUACCCCGUAGUGUCGCAAAAGAGGUGUGGGCCAAUGUCUUCGACUCGUGUCCUCCGCCAAGUGCAGACGUGGCAGCUGCGCACACAAGGGCAGCACUCAAGUUAAGACUACUAAAUGGAGACAGAGACUUUGAGGAUUUAUUUGAGUUUGUCAUGUAAUCACUUGAUUUCUCCGCCUAUGAUUAUGAGCAUCUUCCUCCAGAAAAUCUACUUUCUUUACUUACGAACACCAACAUAAUUGUUUGCUUCCGCCCGGCUCUAUCCUAUCACUUCCAUCCUUAGUCCAGCGUUUCUUGAUUAAGAAGAAGAUCAUUUUUGUGAAUCAUAAUCCUCUUUGCUCGUGAUCGUGAAAUUGAGAUGCAUUUAAGUACCUCUGCCUGUGCUUCUACGUUCUUCUAACAGGUCGUGCAGCGUUGAGAAAAAAACGAAAUCAUGAGUCCGAGGAUGGGAGCUGUCUACCUGGUGACCAACAAGCCUUCGCGGACUGGUAUGCGCGAGGUGUCUUUAUUGACCCACCUCCACCUUGUACUUGUUGCACUUGUAGUGCUUGUAGUGAUACUAGUUGUACAAGUAGUUGUAGAAGACGCGGCGGCCCUCGAAUUCGAAAUUGUAAUGCGAGUCGUGGAGGUACUAGAAGACGCCCUCUUCGUGGCCUUUUUUCCACUUCUGGACAACAACAAGAACAUCAGCAAAUUCUUGGACAACAAGAAGAACAGCAGACUCUUGGACAACAGGAACAACAGCAAAUUGGUCAACAAGAACAACAACAAGCUAGAGAUCAGACACGCAGCGCUCACGCGUAUGAUGGACGCUUUCUGCGUGAGUUUUUAGAGGACCAAAGCGUACUACAGACUCGCGGCAACUCUACAAGUAACAGAAGCAACGAAACUACUCCCAGUUGUAGUAACACCAGUAGUAACAACAGCAGUUGUAACAACAGCAAGGUGACCAACAUGACCACCAUCUUCAACAAAUUCAAAUACAACUGCUACAAGGGUUUUGAUUCUCGUUCGUGGAGGGAGGGUUCUUCGACCUCGUCUUCGAGCAGUUCUUCUAAUAUUUCCAGCAAUUCGAGUUCUUCUAAUACUUCCGAGAGUAGUUGUCCUCACCCUCAGAGUGAAGAUGUAGUUGGGUUGAGCGCAAACGCGCAAGUAGACCGCCAUCAUCAGAUCUGCAGGUUGAGGGACUGGUAUGCGCGGCACAACUCCUCUUCUAGAUCUAGUAGAUUUAAGACGACCUGCUGUAGAUUUAAGAAGACGCGGCCUAUGCAUUCCUCAUCCUCUAGAUUUAAGAAGACCUGCUCCUGGCCUUUUACCUCUGGAUCUAAGACCUCCUGGCACCAGAUGAACAACAUAUCUUCGUUUCUUCCAACUGGUGCACAAGAGGGUGACAACGACCCAGCACUACAAAGCCGCAGGAAGAAGUUCUUCAACAGGUUGCAGAGUAGAUGCAACAACAACGCAUCAAAUGAUGAUGAUAUCCCUUGUUGCAGCCCAAGCAAGAGUAUGAGGAACAACUACAACUCCGAGAAAGAGCAUGAGGACGAGGCAGGCCCAGAACAUUAAGGCUAGAGAUAAUUCAAUCAUCUGUGACGAGAGCAUCCCUGAAAAGUAUCUAUGGCUGAGUAUUUUUUAUUCCCAUCGUGAUACGGUUCAAGGAUGCCUAUCGAAGAUGAUCAAGGUUGGACAGCCCUAAGAACAGGAACUGCGCAGCAUCAAGAGAAUUUCAAAGGUGGAAGUAGGACAAGAAGAUUUUCAUCGAUUUAGUACUUGUUGUAAUUGUAGUUUUUGUAGUUGUACUACUUGUGAAAGUGGUGGUGGAACUGGAACUAGAAGUAUUACAGUGGUGGAACAACAACAACAACAACAACAACAAGUACAUGAAGAGGCAGUAGAUAACGCGGCUAACGCUUGGAAACUGCCAGUCAUUAAAUUUGAAAAGGCGAACGCGGGAGCGGAUAUUAAGGGUCAAGCGAUCGUGCUACAAGACCACAGAAGGUAUAUAGUCGACAAAAUUGAUCAUGAUCCACAAGCAGCACUUCUAGCUGGGACAACUGGUACUAGAGGACGUCCUGCUUCAUCCCCUCGUAGUUGUCGUUCCUCCUCUGCCUUAGGGGAAAGAGAAACGUUUUCGGUUCAAGGUGGUCUACCCGAAGAUCAGAUGGAGGAAGUAACUACAGAUGGUAGAGGAAGAGGAUCUACUAUAUCACGUGGAGGACCAGCUACAACGCUUUUUCAUCAACAUCAUGAAGCUACAGUGCUUGAAGGAGAUUCACCUGCCUCAACUAGUGGAGAAAACGACGCGUUCUUGUCCUAUACAGGGAAUUAUGAAGGACUUUUCAGUUCCCUGUUGAACAUAGGAUUAGGGUCAUGCAUGCCAAUGCCAACCUGCGAAUCGACACGGGAGACCGUGACGUCUCCUUCUAUAGGGGCAUCAGCAGCAGCGGGAGGAGACAUCAUGAUGAAGAAGAACAAAAUAUUACAACAAUUGUGAAUAAGAAUAAGACGAGGACUGAAGAGGAAAAUUUAUACAGCUAGAGAUAGGGAAGGGAUAGGGAAACAACAAUUGUGAACAAUGAAUUUAAUAGAGUUAGCUACGAAGUAGCUAUAUCAAUUUUUACUAUAGCAGUGACUGUGAUGGUAUGAUCAGGAUCUCUAUCUUUGAUAGAAUAACAAGGCACCUGGUCUACUGAGUUAGAGUUUUCGAGUGAUGCACUACAGCUCAUAAACUUACUCCAGAACGAUCACUAUUAAUUUUUAAAUACGCAUAAUCUCAACUACAAACACUAACACCCACUUCGUCCAUCAAAAGUUAGGCUCCCCCACCCGCUCUUUUCUCCUGCUCUUUUCUUCAUAAGUACUAGAUUUGACUUCAGGGAUAGCUAGGGACGGGAAGGGUGAGGGGACUUUCGUACUGACUGUGGAGUGAACUCUCGUGAUUGAAAGUAAACCCUGCGGGAGUUUGUUUACUUUAAAUGGAUAGUACUAGCAGCUGGAGCUGCGAUAACUCGUCGCUCGUCUUCCUUGUUAAAGUAUUAAAAUUGCUUCAACAACAUAAAUGAAUCAGUAACUCAAACUUCUUAAUAUCUACUGAGGUGAUUCAUGAUUGUGCCACAAAGUGACCUUGUAACCUAGCUUUGAAGUGUCGAACAAAGUAGCUCAGCGAUGCCGAGCCUAAUCGGAGUGAAGGGAUAAACAGGAUCUUCAUCUUUUCAAGUAAUUGAAAUCGAUAAAAACGAUAACUUAAUCAUAUUGUUCUUGUGGUGUCUGUACUAUUAGCUGUUCUUGCAAAGUGCACAUUUAUUCCUUACUAAGUAUAAUUGAAUAGAUUGAAGCUUGGCAGGACGAGCGGGAGGGACUCAGCAUCCUUCACUGCAACUACUUCAGUACGGUCUUAUCCCGCGAAGGAAAUUUAUUGACAUCUGAAUCUGAAUCUGAAUCUGCAUAAUAUUUGACAUUUACUGCGAAGAGCAAAGGUAUUGAGGACCAGGACAGCAGAUGUUUGCGCCAUAACUGCGACCUGCAAUCAUAGACAUGAUGUGAUAGGG
This is a messenger RNA of Amoebophrya sp. A25, 4172 nucleotides long. Lineage: Eukaryota; Dinophyceae; Syndiniales; Amoebophryaceae. The record is from the annotation of a GenBank genome assembly.